GUUUUUAUUGAAGAGGUGCAGCAGUUUUGUGUUGAAAAAAUGACGAAAGUAAGAAGUGGAACUUACGCGUUCGUGUGCUAGUGCUGGUGCAAUUUUUAGAACAUCAUUGAGUAUGUCAGUUUCUGCCGCAUCCGACCAUGCGUCCUCUUUGUCAAGUGCUUCCCGUCGGAUGACCCGUCGGUUGAAUACCGAUACUGGUGUAUCAGGGGACAACCUGAAUCGUGUCAAUCAUUCAAUUGGCACAAAAGUCGGAAAGAUAACGGAACAGACGUAUAAGAAAGUCAGCCCACCGAAAAGUAACCCGAAACUUCUAAAAAGCUGUAACGAGAAGAGUCAAUUGAAUCAUUGUCCAGCUGAAGAUGCGAUCACGCUUAAGCCUGUUGGAAACAAAAUGCUGAAAGAGAAUAAUGCUUUAACCGAUUCUCGCGGGUCGACGAAACAAACCGCGGAUAAGACGAAUCUUCUGGAAUCCGUGUUCACACAGGAUGCCGAGUCCGCAUUUUCGCAUUCAAAAGCUUCACCAGAUAAACUUUUGCUCCCGGAAGACGACAUUGAGGCUCGACUUGUGCAAAUUUUUGGCGCCGAAAAUGACGAGCUUCAGCGUGGUUUUCAAUCGAAGGAAACGGUGGAGAGCAGUAUCAAUACUCUGCCUUUAUCUCCGCAAGAUCCUCCAACUGCAAUUGACAUUGAGAGCAACUGUGGUGAUGAUCCCGAGAUCGCCGACAUCCUUGUUUGCGGUAAAUGCAAAGUUAUGUAUCAAGACGUAGAAAGUUUUGUGAAUCACAAGAAGUUUGAUUGCAAGCCGGAUCAUCAUGAAGCUGACCUGAAGCGAUCAGUUUAUACGAAGCGUAAAACGAUCUCCUUCAAGCCCACUCAAGCAAAAAGUCUCUCGAAGAACAAAAACGUCACUAGAACGCUUAAGGCCCCAGCGGAACCCGUGCACAAAACUUACUCUGAGGUUUUGGAUGAUUCUAAACGGCGAUCGAGUAAAUUGAAAGCUAUGGAACUGGUCAAAAGUUGGGUUAAACCGAGCUCCCCAUUUUCUCCGGAAGUAUCGGCUGACGAAGAUUCACCUAGCGAUGGAAUUUCAUCCUCGGAAACUGUGAAAGUGAGUGUUGCGAGAGGAAGGAAAAGAACUGUACCGAAUCUCGAGUCAAGCCAACCAAAGCGGAGUCGUGUUGGUGAUCCUGGUGAAGAAUUUAUUUUAGAGCCUGCUGAGCCGGGAGUGGACUACCAAAAUCUCUGCCCGACCCUUGCCACUUCACAGCAGAAGGGUUUCGAGGUGGUGAAGAAGCCUCCUUUGAUUGCUCCAAAAAAGCCAAAUAUCGAUGAUAUCGUCAAGGUUCAAGAAAACCGCAAUGUUGUCCUGGUCACAUUCAAAAACUCACCUGUGGAGGAGCCGGUGGAACCCGUUGAACCCGAGCCCGAUAAAUCCCUGCUAUCUAAGCCGAAGCCAUUUUUCAUCACGGAGCGAGUCAAGGCGGACAAGUCGGAUGCCGACUCGCGUCGCGCCGCCGCCGCCCCAAAGCCGCCGAAAUUUCCGCCCGCGCGUCGCGCCUUCGAUUCGCGGCCGCGGUUUGGACGCGUUCCGUCGCCCACGGGCGACUCCGUGGGGUCUCGACCCGGGAUCGAUCGCCGAAGAGACUUGGGAAAACGAAGGCAUUACGGGAAUCAUGAUCGAAAGAUCCCCGAUUUUCUCGAGCUUGUGCCAGUGACCAUGGCUGAUGGGUACACGAUUGAGUACCGAUUGAUGGAGAAAGAGCACGCGGAGGGGAUCAAGCAAAAUUCAGCUCUCGCGAAAAAGGAAGUCAAGUGGCCCACAGCCAUUAAACAUGUUGGCGAACGUCGUUCUCCGACGUUCCACCCCAAUGUGAAUCUAUCCCCGCAUGAAGUCCUUGGAUCGUCCAUCGCAAGAUUGUUGGACGAGGAAGGAGCUGGAACGAACCACAACAUAGAGUUGAACAUUAACGAAGACGGACAGCUUCAAUUCCGUCGCGUGGAUACCUCGGGGCUGUUGGACGCGGCAGUUGCCAACAUGCACGAUGUGGCCCUCAGUGGACUCAUGAACGUCAACGUGGGCUCCACGUUAUCGUCAAUUGAGAACACGAUCGUGACCCCGGCCCAGAAAACGCCCAUUAGCUCGGUCCUGUCGCCGUUGAUGGAAGGCAACGGUGGGGUCAAACCAAGGACCAAGUGCGGUAAUCCUGAGCUUAGGGGCAUGUUCGUCGUUGGCUCGAGGCCGGAGAUUUCAGAGGAGGUUCGAGAGAGCAGGGGUAUGAAGAAGGAUCAAGAGCAGCAGAUGACUUUGGAGGAUGCGGUGCUUCCGGUGGAAGAAGAGCCGUCGAUGACUUUCAUGGCCUUUCCGAAUGCGUCAGGAGACGGACACACCGUCGUGGCCAUUCCCGACGACGGCAAUCCGGAGCAUGAAGCCGUCCGGCAACAGUUGUAUGCUGUCGGCGGGUUCGUUAUAGACGACCCGGAAACGAUAAAUGCCGCGAGAAUCGCUGCUGCGGCGGAAAAUCAAGACAUGGAACAUGCUGACGGCGGUCAGGAAUCUGAGGAAACGGAAAUAAUAACGGACGGGAAUUUGGGAGCCACGGUGAUCACGUCUGACGAUGGGACGCAGCAAUUGAUUCUGCCGGCUGACGCAGAGGCUCAACUGGCGUCCCUAAUAAAUGCGCAGCAUAACGGUGCUUCCACUGAACAGCGGAUGUUCUUUUUCGAAGAUGAAGCUGGGAAUCAGUUUCUUUCGCUCACGCCAAGCGGCGGAAGCUUGGAUGACAGUGAAGACGUUAAGUUUGUGAAGGAACAAGACAAGGUUGAAGACCUCCUGGGAACUAAGGGGCAUGCUCCGACGAUGUCGAUGUUGUCUGGUGAAGAGCCAAAUUCGGAGGACGACGACGAUGAUGAUGAUGAAGAUGACACGAAGGCAGACGCGACGAUAGACCUGAAUACCCUGGCAAACCUGGUUGUGGAAGUGUCUGGCGGGGCUGUGGAUGCAGCAGAGGCGCUCAAAGCUGCAGGUGCUCCUCGGAUACCGCGACCUGCGGAUGACGACGACGUCGAUGAUCACCGGAUGAUCUUCAUGCUGCCUGACGGACAGAUGCUUGUGGAUGAUGCUUAGCGACGGAGUCUUCUUGGGUUAAUUUGGCGAGAAAUCUGCGGUUUGAUCUCAGUUUUUUUAAAUGUACGAAAAGUGUGGAUGUUGUCUUUUUUUUUUUUUUGAGAAAGUGUCUUGGAGGAGAAAGCGAACUGCAGUUGCAAACGAAGGAA
Messenger RNA from Notodromas monacha, 3273 nucleotides. NCBI's taxonomy places the organism in Eukaryota, Metazoa, Arthropoda, Ostracoda, Podocopida, Cyprididae. The record is from the annotation of a GenBank genome assembly.